CGUUAUUUACCUAGCCUAUUUGUGGAGCUUUUCCCCUUGUCAGAUGGGUUCUUUCAGGUCGCUCAGAGUAACUAGCCAAGAGUUUCGCGAUGAGUGUGGCAUCGCGUAAUUGCUUGUCUCUCCGCCGUCCGGUAGGUAUUUCGUAUAAGUAGGAGCGAUUUCCUCUGUCCUUCAGAAUUGAGGUUUGUACUCCUGUCCUGCCACUUCCGCCAUCAUUUCACCCUCCUCCCUCAGCUUCCGCGCAUCUCUUUCCUUCCGUCUCUUCCCUUUAUUUUCUUUUCUUCAUACAGCUGGGCUGUAUCUCGGGUCAUAAUGGCACCCAAUUUUAGAAAGAUUAAGGCUUUCGGUGGUCAUAAGAAAGGAGCCGCAGCGCCAGGUUAUAUCGAUACUACGAUCGAAGAGGCGUCUGAUCAUGACCUAGAAGCCGGGAGUUUCUUGACGGAGAACACAAGGAACAAUACCGUCGACAGUAACAACCAGGGUGACAACCCAUACCUGGACGAGUACAGAGCCCUGGUUCGUUAUGUCGAUACGUAUAGAGAUCCAAAUGCGGAAGUGGGGGAGGAGGACUUCUCACAAGAGGACCAGAAGAGGCCUUGGUGGGCAUUCUGGCGAGGUGGUAAAGCUGGUUACGCUCGCGCUUCUCUCAGUGAAUUCGAGACGCCGAGCGACUGGCUAAACACAGACAUCAGAGAUGGUCUCUCAUCGAUGGAAGUCGAGCGAAGACGGAAGUUCUCGGGAUGGAACGAGCUUUCAACUGAGAAGGAGAACAUGAUCCUCAAGUUCAUUGGCUUUUUCCGGGGCCCUGUUCUCUACGUCAUGGAAGUUGCCGUAAUCAUUGCACUGGGUAUGCAGGAUUGGUUAGAUGCUGGUAUCAUUAUCGGUAUCCUAUUGCUCAAUGCUGUUGUCGGCUGGUACCAAGAAAAGCAAGCUGCGGAUGUUGUUGCCAGCUUAAAGGGAGACAUUGCUAUGAAGGCUCGUGUCGUUCGAGACGGGCACGAGACGGAGAUCAAGGCCCGAGAGCUUGUACCAGGCGACAUCAUUAUUAUCGAAGAAGGUCAAGUUGUUGCGGGUGAUGCUCGUCUCAUCUGCGAAUAUGAUAACCCCAAUGGACAAGCACAGUACGAAGCGGAGCUUACGGCUCAAGACGUCACAUCACCGCGCCAGGAGAAAUUCGACGAGGGAGACGACGAGGGAACUCCCCACAUAGGACAUGCGAUUGUUGCUAUCGACCAGAGUGCUAUCACUGGUGAAUCUCUUGCGGUUGACAAAUACAUGACCGAUACUGUCUACUACACAACUGGUUGCAAACGUGGCAAGGCCUACGGCGUGGUUACUUCUGGUGCACAGGCUUCAUUUGUGGGCAAGACAGCUAGCCUCGUUCAAGGAGCUAAGGAUUCGGGCCAUUUCAAGGCGAUCAUGGAUUCGAUUGGCACUACUCUUUUGGUUCUUGUCGUUUUCUGGAUUCUUACCGCCUGGAUUGGCGGCUUCUAUCGCAACCUUCACAUCGUCCUCCCAGAGGAAAGCUCGAACAAUCUACUGACAUACGCUCUGAUUCUCCUGAUCAUUGGUGUACCUGUUGGUCUCCCUGUCGUCACGACAACCACCUUGGCUGUUGGUGCUGCGUAUCUUGCCAAGGAAAAGGCUAUCGUGCAGAAACUUACUGCUAUCGAGUCGCUUGCUGGAGUUGAUAUCCUUUGUUCUGACAAGACCGGCACUCUGACAGCUAAUCAACUCUCUGUCCGCGAACCUUUUGUUAUGGAGGGCGUGGACAUCAACUGGAUGAUGGCCGUGGCAGCUCUAGCCUCAUCACAUAACAUCAAGGCUCUCGACCCCAUUGACAAAAUCACUCUCCUCACUCUUAAGCGAUAUCCUAAGGCUAAGGAGAUGAUCAGCGAAGGCUGGAAAACCGAGAAAUUCACCCCUUUCGACCCCGUAUCCAAGCGCAUUACUGCUAUAUGUACUCAUCAGGGUGUGCGCUACACUUGUGCCAAGGGUGCCCCUAAAGCUGUUCUGGCUCUAACGGAGUGCAGUGAACAACAGGCUGCCUUGUUCAGGGAGAAGGCUACAGAGUUUGCGCGCCGUGGCUUCCGUUCCCUUGCCGUUGCUGUUCAGGAGGAAGAUGGCCCUUGGGAGAUGCUUGGAAUGAUUUCUCUCUUCGACCCGCCGCGUUCGGACACAGCUCAAACUAUCGCCGAAGCACAGGCGCUAGGUCUUUCUGUCAAGAUGUUAACUGGUGACGCCAUUGCCAUCGCGAAAGAAACGUGUCGGAUGCUGGCCCUGGGAACCAAGGUGUACAACUCCGACAAGCUACUCCACAGUGAUAUGGCUGGUACUGCUAUCCACGACCUUUGUGAAAGAGCUGAUGGGUUUGCUGAGGUGUUCCCUGAGCACAAGUACCAGGUAGUCGAGAUGCUCCAGCAACGUGGUCACCUUGUUGCUAUGACUGGUGAUGGUGUCAACGAUGCUCCCUCUCUGAAGAAGUCUGAUACCGGUAUUGCUGUCGAGGGCGCUACUGAGGCCGCCCAGGCAGCUGCUGACAUCGUAUUCUUGGCGCCUGGUCUCAGCACCAUCGUUUCUGCUAUCAAGAUUUCUCGCCAGAUUUUCCAACGCAUGAAGGCUUACAUCCAGUACCGUAUAGCGCUGUGCUUGCAUCUUGAGAUCUACCUAGUCACCACUAUGAUCAUCAUCAACGAAACGAUUCGCGCGGACCUGAUCGUAUUCCUGGCUCUAUUUGCUGAUCUGGCCACUAUCGCCGUUGCUUACGAUACCGCACAUUACGAGAAGCGACCUGUAGAAUGGCAGCUUCCCAAGAUCUGGAUCAUCAGUAUUGUUCUUGGAGCCCUACUCGCCCUCGGAACCUGGAUUCUUCGCGGCACGCUCUGGCUUCCUGGUGGCGGUGUUGUCCAGGACUAUGGCAGCAUCCAGGAAAUCAUUUUCUUACAAGUAUCACUCACCGAGAACUGGCUCAUCUUCGUCACACGCGGCUUCGAGACAAAACCUUCUUGGCAAUUAGUCAGCGCCAUCUUUGGCGUCGAUAUCCUUGCAUCCCUCUUUGCCGGCUUCGGUUGGUUCUCCGGUGGACAAGGCGAGCCGUCGAGCCCAGCUUCUAUUUCGUCCAAGCUAUCGCAAAACGGCGCCACCGACAUCCUAACUAUCGUUGUUGUCUGGGUGUACUCAAUCGCCUGCGUCAUCGUCAUCGCUAUCGUCUACCAAACCAUGACGCGGAUGAAGAGCCUCAACGACCUCGGCCGAAAGAAGAGAUCGGCUCAGGACACGAUGAUGGAGAACAUCCUCACACAAUUAAGCAAGGUCGCGCUAGAGCAUGAGCGUGACGAGAAGGGCGGCGACCGCUUUUACAUCGCACAGAAGCAGGUCGUGGAGGAUGAGGAAUAAGCGGCACAACAGCAAUACAUAAAGGUGUCUUGGGGGUAUAAAAUGAGGGUUUACGGUUCAUAUUCAGCGAUACUUGUGUUUUUUGUAAUAUUUAUGCAUUCGAUACCAAUCUAGCCGGUCUCUACAGGAAGAUAAAUACAUAUCGGCUUCCUUUGUUCAACA
This is a messenger RNA of Annulohypoxylon maeteangense, 3558 nucleotides long. Its product is annotated as plasma membrane H+-ATPase. Gene Ontology annotation, molecular function: P-type proton-exporting transporter activity; ATP hydrolysis activity; ATP binding. The record is from RefSeq and is a predicted model, not a curated record. Gene Ontology annotation, cellular component: plasma membrane. Gene Ontology annotation, biological process: proton export across plasma membrane; regulation of intracellular pH. The coding region runs from base 313 to 3396 and encodes 1027 amino acids. The transcript is spliced from 4 exons. NCBI's taxonomy places the organism in Eukaryota, Fungi, Ascomycota, Sordariomycetes, Xylariales, Hypoxylaceae.